UUCUUGGUUUUUCCCUCCCAUGUUGCACAACCCAGAAAGUCCUAUGAGUUUGAAGACCUACUUCAGUCUUCUUCUGAGAAUAAUAGGGUGGACUGGUAUGCACAGACUAAGCUGAGCCUCACACGCACUUUAUCUGAGGAGAACGUCUAUGAAGACAUUCUAGAUCUGCCAAUGAAGGAGAACCCUUAUGAAGACAUCGAGUUGCAUGGCCGCUGCCUAGGCAAGAAGUGUGUCUUGACCUUUCCUGGGUCUCCCAACUCUUCCAUCCCUGACACUGCCACUAAGCAGUCAUUGUCCAAACCUACUUUUUUCCGGCAAAAUUCAGAGAGGAGGAACUUCAAACUUCUGGACACUAGGAAGCUGAGUCGGGAUGGAACUGGGUCCCCUUCCAAAACCAGUCCCCCCUCCACACCCAGCAGCCCCGACGACACAUUCUUUAACCUUGGAGACCCACAGAAUGGCAAGAAGAAGAAAAAGAUCCCCAAGCUGGUGUUGCGAAUCAAUGCCAUUUAUGAGGCCCGCAGAGGAAAGAAACGGGUGAAGAGGUUGUCCCAGUCCACCGAGAGCAACUCAGGAAAAGUGACAGACGAGAACAGUGAGUCUGACAGUGACACCGAGGAGAAGCUGAAAGCUCACAGCCAGCGCCUGGACAACGUGAAGUCCCGGGUGAGGCAGGCCCCCCGGUACUCAUCCCUGGACCGGGAGCUCAUUGAGUACCAGGAGAGGCAGCUCUUCGAGUACUUUGUGGUCGUGUCGCUGCACAAGAAGCAGGCGGGGGCCGCCUACGUGCCUGAACUCACCCAGCAGUUCCCUCUGAAGUUGGAAAGGUCUUUCAAGUUCAUGAGGGAGGCUGAGGACCAGCUGAAGGCCAUCCCCCAGUUCUGUUUCCCCGAUGCCAAGGACUGGACUCCUGUGCAGCAGUUUACCAGUGAAACAUUCUCAUUUGUCCUAACUGGAGAAGAUGGGAGCCGAAGGUUUGGGUAUUGCCGAAGACUUCUGCCUGGGGGCAAAGGGAAGCGGCUCCCUGAAGUUUACUGCAUCGUGAGCCGCCUCGGAUGCUUCAGCCUCUUCUCAAAGAUCUUGGAUGAGGUGGAAAAAAGACGAGGCAUCUCUCCUGCCCUGGUACAGCCUCUCAUGAGGAGUGUCAUGGAAGCCCCUUUCCCAGCCCUAGGCAAAACCAUUGUGGUCAAAAACUUCUUGCCAGGCUCGGGGACUGAGGUGAUUGAGCUGUGCCGCCCGCUGGACUCCCGGCUCGAACACGUGGACUUUGAGUCUCUCUUCUCCUCCCUCAGCAUCCGCCACCUGGUCUGUGUCUUUGCCUCCCUGCUUCUGGAAAGAAGGGUCAUCUUCAUUGCAGACAAACUCAGGUACUACCCUUGGCUACUUCUGCUAAAGUGUGUGAGUGACAGUUGGUCUUGGACUCUGAAGUGUGUACAGCAGGCAACUGGCCAGGAUUAGGCUAGGUUCCCAAGAGAUGAUGGCAGCCCACCAAGUCGGGAGAUGUUUUAGAGGCUGUGAGUUCUGAAGGUGGAUGGAGGGCACUUGUCCCAGGGAAGGUGAAUCCUGAAUGAGCACUUAGACUCAGAAUCAGUAGGAAGCAUACCGCAGGCAAAAGGAGGCUGUGUCUGUGCAAAGACUAGGGAUUGGGGAAAGCCAUGCGUGUCACCUUCACUGUGGCUGAAGUGGAGGAAUUGGGGCCAGAAGAGAAGGGCAGG
This is a messenger RNA of Castor canadensis (American beaver), 1715 nucleotides long. The record is from RefSeq and is a predicted model, not a curated record. Lineage: Eukaryota; Metazoa; Chordata; Mammalia; Rodentia; Castoridae.